UCGACUACGCAGCCUAGACUCGUCAAAAAGCAACCUUGCAACAGGAAAAGUGCAGUGAAAAUUACAAAAAUAGCUGUUUAAACCUAAAUUUGUUGUACAAAUAUUAUUCAUAAGUUAUAUUUAAGGCUUGAGAGGACUCAAGCAGAAGAGCAAGUCAAGCCGGAAGUCAAGAGUGCGUCUAAGUCCCAGUAGAAUCGUCGCCUGAGCGGCAGAGGUCAACUUAAAAAUACAUUUUCGGGCGUGUGUGUGCCCCCCGAGCACGAUUAACCCCCCACCCAGAUUAGCCCAGACCAACGCAACUAAAGCAGCAGCCCCCAGCCAAAAACAAGAAGCAGUAGCAACAACCCGCCUCAGAAUGAUUCUGGAGAAUUCGGACAAGCUCAAGGAUUGGCUGAGCGUGGUCCUGGAGCCACUCUGCGAUGCGGACUCUUCGGCCUUGGCGCGCUAUGUGAUUGCGCUGCUGAAAAAGGACAAAUCGGACAAGGACCUCAAGCGGAUCAUGAUCGAGCAGCUGGAUGUCUUCCUGUCCGAGGAGACGACGCGCUUCGUGGAGCGCCUCUUCGAUGCCAUUGCCAGCGAGGAGUACCUGACGGUGCCUGCCGCCCCCCUGAUAACGGCCUCCAGUGCCUCCGCCGCUGAGCUGGAUCUCGACCAGGAACUGGCCCUGGCCAUCGAUGGGGCCCACGAAGACAUCGAGGCCGUGCUGGCCGCCGAUUCCCCGCCGCCGCCGCCGCCUAAAGAGAAUGUGAUACACCCAGAUAGCAAUCAGCAGGUCAGCCACGAUGCCAGGGAAGCCGAGGCGCUGGCCUUUAUCAGCCAGGAAGCCUCCACAGAUGCCAAGCCAGCCUUCGAUCACAAAACCAAAGAGUCACAGUCCGCCUGCAGCUACCAACACCACCAUGUGCGCAGUGCCAGUCCACCGGGCAGGAGCAGCGGCGUCAGCGGAGGAGCGGGCGGAGGAGCAGCAGCCCUGACAACGGGCUAUGCCGACAAGGAAAACCAGCCGCGCGACAGCCGCCGGCGACGUGCUUCCCUUCGGUCCCGUUCCCGCUCCCGCUCGCGUUCCAACGAGCGCGCCUUCCGACGAUCCAGGUCACGCGACCGACGGGUCAACGAACGCGAGAAGACACAACGACAGUUCCGCAACAAAUCCCCGCCAGGCUCGCAGACCGACAAUCGGCAUCAUGGCCGGCGCAACUUUGAUCGCCGGCGCAUCGGUGGCAAUGCAGAUGAGCGGCCUCGAUUCGGGAACAACAAGAGCCGACGCUCCCACAGUCGAUCGAUGUCGCCCGAGCGAAAUGCACGGCGCAAUCAGAACUCCCCGGAGCGAGCACAAGCUGGCCAAGCGAAUCAAGUUCCCGCUCCGGUGGCGGCGCCCACGCCCGUCGAACAUCCGGCUGCCCAUCCUCGCCAGCGCUGUCGGGAUUUCGAUGAGAAGGGCUACUGUGUGAGGGGCGAGACAUGCCCGUGGGACCAUGGAAUCAACCCCGUGGUGUUCGAGGGCAUCAACAACUCGGCUCUGAUGAUGUCCAUGCGAGAGUACAAUCCGGAUGCGCCCGAAAUUUGGGCGCGAGGCGGUGGACCGCCACCUGGAGCUGGACAGGGAGCAGUGCCGCCGCCAACGCAGCCGGGACAGACCACCAUUAAUCCGUUCAGCGGCAAUGUGCGACCCAGUACGCUGAUGCCCGGUUCUGGGCCCAAUCCCAUGGGCGUUCCCAAUCCCGCUGACUAUGCCCGCAAUCCAGGCGCUCCGCCUCAGUCCGCCAUGAUGCCAUUCCCAUUCAAUCCCACUGCGGUGACCACUCCUCUGCAGCGUCAACUGAUACCCAUUCCCGUCGUGGAUGGCGCUCCGUCCGGCGGCGUGGCCGAGAUUGGCAAGCGACGUUUCGAGCUGGAGGAUACGGUGGCCAUAGCCGAUGUGCCGACGAAGCGAAAGGUGCCGAUCAACAGUCGCCUGGGACCACGGGUCAAUCCCAAUAUGCAGCAGCACAACAGCUCGCUGGAGCUGCGGAAGGUGCCGCGCGGCCUGAACACCAUUGCCCAUUUGAACAACCACUUUGCCAAGUUCGGCAAGAUCGUCAACAUCCAGGUUUCCUACGAGGGAGAUCCCGAGGCAGCUAUUGUGACCUUCUCCACGCAUGCGGAGGCGAAUGUGGCCUACAGGAGCACGGAGGCGGUGCUGAACAAUCGAUUCAUCAAGGUCUUCUGGCACAACGACACCAGCGGAGCGGAUGUGGGCCAGAUGAAUCAGAUGGGCGGCGGCGGAGGAGGCGGCGGUGGAAGGAAGAACGCGAGCCAGUACCAUCUGCACAAUGUUCCCGCUGUUCCCACGCCCAAUGCUGAUAGUGCGAAGAUCAGCAACGCCAAUCCUUUGACCGAAACGGGGGCGGGCAACAUUGGCACACCCACUGCGGAGCAGGCCAGCACAGCGGCUCCCGCCUCCAUGCGUCUCAAGUUGAACACGACGAACCCGGCGGGCGGCGCAGCUGGAGGAGCAGGUGGUCCGGGCUCCGGUCGUCCCCAUCCGGCUGCCAAUGCCGCCAGCAUACGCAAGAAGCAGGAAGAGCAGCAGAAGGCGGUUCACCAAUUGGCCAAUGGGCUGCGCAAGCGCAAAGGGGAAUUGCUGCAGAGCUACAUGAAACAGAUGAAGACUGCCUUGGAACUCGUAGAGCGGAUGGACCAGCAGGAUGCCCAAAGGGCGCCCACCCUGCAGACAAUCAAGGUGCUGCAGAUGACAAUCGACAAGCUGGGCAAGGAAAUCCAGGCCGACCAAGAUCAAUUGCAGGCACAAAUCCAGCAACAGCAGCAGCAGCAACAGCCGCCGGUCAAGAAGACCAAGGAGCAGCAGAAGAAGGAGCUGCUCGACAUGGAGCUGGAGCUGAUUGCCCAGCAGCAGGAGGGCAACGACACGACGGCCCUGCAGAAGCGACUGGAGGAGCUGCAGCGCAAUCUAGGCGUUGGCGGAGGCCCAGCCGCAAACAACAAGCCCGCCCACUUUGCAGCAGCUUCGGGGGCACCCGGUGGCGGAGCAGGACGCAAGCGUCCCAAUCUGCCCGAGGGACCCACGCGCGUCGAUAGGCGACCCAAGGCCAUUGUGGUCACUGGCUUUGCGGCCGAGGAGGCUGACUUUGUCCUGGGGCACUUCAAGAACUUUGGCGAGAUUUCUAAGCACGAUGUUGACCGUGAGAUUCCACAGUUGAUACUCUCGUUUGCGACCCGUCUCAAUGCCGAACAGGCGGUGCUCCGAGGAAAAAUGUACAAAGACAAGCGCCUGCAGAUUUCGUGGGCGCCCGUGGUGACACCCGCACCGGCUGCUCCGAUGGCGGCCCCGGUUGAGAAGUCCACCGCACCAGUUGCCAUGGCCGUUAGCCUAGAGAACCCAAAACAGUUGAUCCAGUCCGUCAGCGAGAGCGAGAGUCUGUUGGGCAGCGACACGCUGCCGGAGCUGCGCCUGGAGGAUGAGGAGGAGGACGAGGAGUCCGAGGAUCGUUCCUGGCGUCGUUGAUGCAUCGCCCUGCGCUGCUGAGGCGGCCGGGGAAGCUUCGAGUGGCUCACAAGUGUUAGGGAACCCUUAACAUGUAUUUGUUGUUAUUCUAUAUCUAACUGCGGAGUGUGCGGCGGUGCCAGGAACGGAGGAGCACAGCGAAGCACUCUGCACACUCUCUGCAUAAUUAAACGCUCUAAAUAUUACUAAUAUUUUACUGAACAUAAGUUAUGAAUCGCAUACAAAUACGAAUGAGUUUAGCUAAGCCUAAGUCCGAAAUAACACAACACUGAAACUACAACUUCAAACGCGAAACGCAACCAACUCCAAAACAUUGGUUAAAGAUCGUGAACUACCUUUGUAUUUACACAUUUUUCACUCUAUCCUUUUCUUACAUACAAAUAUAUAUAUGCAGAUAUAUAAUUGUUAAGAUUUUAUGUUGAGUUAAAACGAUAAAACACUAAAAGAACAAAAAAAUUGCAAAGAAAAAAUCCCCAAAAACAAGCGCAAUGAAAAGUCAAAAAAAGAAAAAAAUCGUAGCAACGUGAAUGCAAAACAGCAAGUUAUAUAGAGAGAUAUAAUAAAUAAAAUAAAUAGUUUCGUAUUUCAGGAAAAA
This is a messenger RNA of Drosophila takahashii, 4100 nucleotides long. RefSeq names its product Zinc finger protein swm (gene swm). Gene Ontology annotation, biological process: mRNA processing. The record is from RefSeq and is a predicted model, not a curated record. Lineage: Eukaryota; Metazoa; Arthropoda; Insecta; Diptera; Drosophilidae. Gene Ontology annotation, cellular component: nucleus. Gene Ontology annotation, molecular function: RNA binding; metal ion binding.